AUGGACAUGUUUCCACUUUUGUCUGACAUUUUGGAAAACUCUCCUCAGGUGAAGACCAGGGCCUCAGUCUCUCAGCACCUCUCACAACUGGCAGAGACAUUUGAUGAAUACUUUCCUGAGGAUCCCAGAAACGGACACAUGUGGAUUUUGGACCCAUUUUCUGUGGAUCCCACUGACAAUGAUGUUGCUUUGCCCUCACAUCUGGAAUCCCAGCUUCUGGAAGUUUCCACCGACAGCACUUUAAAGUUGCAGUGGGGCGAACUGGAACUGGGCUCCUUCUGGAUUGCUGUCUCAAAGGAGUACCCAUGUCUAGCACUGAGGGCUGUGAAACUCCUUCUCCCAUUCACAACUACACACCUGUGUGAAUCAGGGUUCUCCACUGUGGCCACAACUAAGACCAAAGCCCGAAACAGACUCAGAGCAACACUGGAGGCGACUCUGAGAACUCCCAUGCCUGUCCUCUCCAGAAAAUCCUUCAAGAAGCUUCCUGAGUGGGAUUUUGAGGAUAUUUAUAACCAGGAUGCUCCACCCAGGCAGACAACAUGUGCCAAGUCUCUGCGAAACUCUCAGGAUGAAAGCUUCAAGAAGGCUUUCCUCCCCAACAUACGUUUGUUCAUGCACAAAAUCAACAUGAGCGAGUGGAACCGGCUUUCACAUUUUAACAAUCCUUUCGGUUUUAUGGAGUUCAACCAUGAUGAGGUGAUGGCUGGAGCGAAGUUGAUCCCCAAGCCAAAUGAGCCACUACUCCUUCCAAAGCCAGGCAGUGACCGGUGUAUGAGCUGUGCUGUGGUGGGCAUGGGAGGAAUCCUCAAUGGCUCUAAAAUGGGGAAAGAAAUUGAUGCUCACGAUUAUGUUUUUCGGAUGAACGGUGCAAUCACCAAAGGUUUUGAGGAGGACGUAGGAAACAGGACCUCGGUGUACGUUCACACCGCCCACUCUAUCACUGCGUCUCAGUAUCUACUACGGAAGUACGAAUACAAAUCCAUCCCUGAUGAUGAGGGUAUAAAGUACGUAAUGAUUCCUGAGGGGAUGAGGGACUUCAAUUGGAUGGAGGGUCUUUUCAAAAACCAAAGGGUCACUGCUGGGCAAUAUAAAAACAAGAGGCCGUGGACAUACUAUGCCGAACAGUACAAUGAGACCCGCUUCUAUGUUCUGCACCAGGAUUUCCUCAGAUACGUUCGAAACAGGUUUUUAAAGUCUCCUCACCUGAAUGAUCCACACUGGGCGAUAGUCAGACCAACCAAUGGGGCAUUCACUCUCUUCCUGGCUCUGCACACCUGUGACACUGUAAGUUAA
This is a messenger RNA of Anoplopoma fimbria (sablefish), 1296 nucleotides long. Its product is annotated as alpha-N-acetylgalactosaminide alpha-2,6-sialyltransferase 1-like. The transcript has 8 exons. Gene Ontology annotation, molecular function: sialyltransferase activity; protein dimerization activity. NCBI's taxonomy places the organism in Eukaryota, Metazoa, Chordata, Actinopteri, Perciformes, Anoplopomatidae. Bases 1 to 1296 code for a protein of 431 amino acids. The record is from RefSeq and is a predicted model, not a curated record.